CGGGCAGUGGCGCCACCUAUUUAGAUAUUUAAUCAUCGGGGUUACCAUGACGAUAGAAAAGCGAAAUCGAAGUUUGUUGCCACUGUAAAGUCCACUAAAAUAAAAUAAAAUGAGUUUGUUUGAAGGUAGGAAUGAAAUUCGAUUCAACAAUUCGGGUGGAAAAUGUUUGUUGGAAAACUGGGUGGAAGAGAGAGCAACUGCUUCUCUUGAGCCAACAGAUGUGAACUCUGAAUGCACGAGCAGUGCACAACUUCAUAGGCACGGCCACAAAGGUUUACUCACACUUAGUCUUGAUGCAAACGCUGAAAAGCUCACCACUGUGAGAGAAUCUUAUCAAAAACCAAAGUUUCCUGAAGUUCGAACUCGUGGAAAGAAGGAAGAGAUGAUAGAAAGAAUGCUCUACAAUAAAGUUGGAGAGGAAACACACAGAGAAUUCAACCCACCCCCACCACCUAUGGAGUAUGUUACAAUAAAACAACAAGAUUUCGACAAACCUGAUUUCAAAUCUACAGUACCUCCCCCAACAAAGGACCACAAUGUGAACACUGAUCAGUGCGUAACUUACUGGUCAACGCACACAAACAAAAUACAUGGUGUUUCACAAGUAAAGACAAGAGAUACACCUUUCAAAAAGAACACGGCAUUUAGCAAGCCUAUAUCAGAAUAUCUUGACCAGACGAAACCACAUGAUGAAGAACAAUACCCUAACAUGUGAAGCACUUAACACUGCGGUUUUUAUUUUUUUCGUAAUGUCACUGUAUUUUUGCGUCAAUACAAAUGUCUGUAGCA
Molecule: messenger RNA, 789 nt
Organism: Ciona intestinalis (vase tunicate)
Lineage: Eukaryota; Metazoa; Chordata; Ascidiacea; Phlebobranchia; Cionidae
Source: RefSeq, a predicted model, not a curated record